Molecule: messenger RNA, 3978 nt
Organism: Pectinophora gossypiella (pink bollworm)
Lineage: Eukaryota; Metazoa; Arthropoda; Insecta; Lepidoptera; Gelechiidae
Product: zinc finger protein 528-like
Exons: 3
Coding region: 153-2843 (896 amino acids)
Biological process (GO): regulation of transcription by RNA polymerase II
Cellular component (GO): nucleus
Molecular function (GO): zinc ion binding; RNA polymerase II cis-regulatory region sequence-specific DNA binding; DNA-binding transcription activator activity, RNA polymerase II-specific
Source: RefSeq, a predicted model, not a curated record
UGUAGGCUGUCGUAUUGUUUAUCUAUUUAUUACGUGUUAUAUACAAAAAUAUCUUUAUUUGAUCCCUUUAAAUCAUUCAUAACUAUUGCCACAUUCGUUGUCAAUUUUAAAUUCGACUAAAACCAAACUUCUUUAAAUCAUAACCUUAAAUUAUGGAAAAUCUUGAACCUAAAAAACCCGUGAAAACUUACUCAAAUGUGCGUAAGUUGAAUCAAAAAGCAUCUGCACGACCCGAAACACGCAAAUUGAAAACUGUUGUAGUAAUAAAAAGAGAUGUACUGACUACGAAGAAAGCCGUUGAAUUAUUAUUAAGUGGUACUUUGAAGAAAAAAGUAUGCCGCUAUUGCUUGAAUAUCACAUAUCCGCUGUCUGAAUUGGAUCAGCUUAUGCAAAUUGGAGGGAAUGGAGCCAUAUAUAAAGUGACUAUAAGAGAUGUAGUGGCUAGUGUCCAUCCAUUCAAAGUGACAGAUGACCCGAAUUUCCCAAACAAGAUAUGCGAGAAAUGCCUCAAUGAAGCUUUACGAGCAUAUAUUUUUGCCCAGCAAUGUGAUCAGGCCGAAAGAGCACUCAGAAACUGCUUUGAAGAUAUGUACGAUAAACUAAACAAGUUAGACCCUUUAGAACGACAGAAAAAACGUGGCAGACAAAAAACACACCCUAACCACAAUGUGUUGUAUACUGAACAUAGAAAUGUCAUAGAUUACGCAGAGCCUAUAAUUAAUUUGAUUAAUUCCAGUGCCGUAUCAGUCACAAACGAACCACAAAUGAGUGAACUUGAAUGCAAACGAUGCUGGCAAGUCCUGCCCAACUUGGAAUCACUAGUGAACCAUGAGAAGAUACAUCCAAAAACUAUGUGGUACCAUUGCAGAAUUUGUGGCAAAUCAUUUGCCAAACGUUACCAAAUAAAUAGACAUCUGCGGCACCAUGCUAAAGAAACAAACCCCAAUUUGGAAGAAAGUCAAACAGGGUUUAUUUGCAACCAAUGCGGACAUGCCACGGAUAGUUACAAUGUUCAUCUACAACAUAUUGAGAAGCAUAAAUUCAAAAUGGUCUUAGAGCAUUUGGUUGACAGAGAAAUGGAUAAGUUGUGUGCAAUAUGCUUCGAUAACAAAGGUCCUAUGGUGCAGAUGGACAAGAUGGUUUGUCUUCAUGGAGGAUAUCCAGAAUUGACCGGAGACAGAAGCUUGUAUAAUAUUUUGGGUGCUACAGUUCCAGAGCCAAAUUACAAGUAUCAAGAGUUGCCUGUAGCCCAAAAACCAAGAAUUAUGACUAUUACAAAGAAAAUCAACAAAAAUACUACAGACGUUGAUGAUUUCACAGAUAGUAGAUUGUCAUUAUCUCCGCCUGUAACAGUACCAUUGGAAAACAAAGAGUACAAUGAAAGUUACACCUACAUCUCUGGGGAUGUUCAAAACUUGAAUGAAGACAGACAUCCUAAAUCCACUUACUUCCUAAACGAACAAAUAUUUGAAGAAACUACGCAAUUUGACGAAGAUAUAUCUGAUGAGAGAAAUAACGAAACUGUGGAUAUGUCAAUUACAGACAAACACGAUGAUGAUCUUGAAAGUAAUGACGGUUUGUUUAUAGAAGUGACUAGAGAAUUUGAUCAAAACAUUCCGAAUAAUAAUACUUUUGAGUUAUUUGAUGACGAAACUUAUGAUAAUAUCCAAAAUAUUUACGAUAAAUCUGGUAAUGAUGAUCCCAUUGAAGAAAAUAACACAACCAUACAUUUUGUGUUUUCCAAACCUGACUUGGUUGACAUAAAAAACAAAAACAUAGAAGGUAUUAACAAUGAAAUAGAGCAGAAAAACCAAAUUGAUAAUCUGUGCACAUACUGUUGGGUAUUUAAGAAAGCUGUGUGUAAAUCCUGUAUGGAUAUUGAAGAAUCAACCAACCGAGAUACAAAUACUGAAAAUAUUGCAGCAGUGAAAGAUGUACAAGCAACCAUUGAAAUGGAAGGAACAACAAAACGAUGUCAAUAUUGCUGGUUAUUUCAAAAUACCGAUAAAUGUGAUUAUUGCCAUUCAACUAAAGAGAUUGAGUCUGUAUUUCCAACAAGCAGUAAUGAAAUGCAAGAUAAAAUUUCUUUUAUAUCAAUAACGGAAAGCAAAGAGACUACAUUCGAAUUGAAUGACUCUGUAGAAAAGGGCAGAGUUAACAAACAAAAAGUGGAUGCAGAGACUGAGUUGCCUGAACCUUUAUGUGAGAACAGAGCAAAUAAACGUAAAGCUGAUAAUACAACUACUGUACCAGCUAAAAGAACUAAAUGGCAAUGCAAUAUUUGCCUAACUAACAAUGUAAACAGGGAAGCAUGCCUCUGUUGCGAUUCUACGAACAUACCUGAAGACACAUUAAAACUAAACUUUAGUUUCAAAACCAGUUUCUUAGACUUCCUAAAGACCGCGACACCAAAAGUUGAAGAAAAAUUUGAUACCAACGAUACUGAAAAGAAAGUCGACAUAGAUUUGAAACCACUACAAGCCAACACUGAAAUUAACUCCAACAGUAUUACUACAACUGAAACAGUUACUACUGCUCCUAAAGUCGUAUUCUUUACAGCUAAACCUAACAAUAAUACACAGGACAUUAAUAAACCAAAUCAAAAAGAAGAAACAAUGGAAAUAGCAGAAGAAAAUACGCCAUCUCCAAGUUUUUCCACUGCGCUGAUGCAUUCAUAUCCGAAUCCUUAUUCCUUCGCAUUUUCAUCUAGCCCUUUUCAAUUUAGGCCUCAAAUGAUGUUACCAGCAUUUCAGAAUGCUCCAUUUCAGUUCAAUAUGGGAGCUACACCUGAAAAUAAAGGAAGGCAUCAAAGAAAAUUCAAGAGGUUCAUGAGGAAAAUGUAAAUUACUUGAAAUCAAUUGUUACUCAAACAAUAUAAUUAUUCGUCAAUAAUAAUAGAUAUCCAAAACACUAAUAUUUUUAGUCUAAAGUUGUGUGUUUUAACGAGGUAUGGUUGAAAAGAUGAAAUAAAUUGUCUUGAAUUAAAUCUUAAUUGUGCAUUUGGCGAAUCGCUAAGAGAUUUUAGACCUUAGAACAUAAAGUAUUAACUAUAACCAACUUUGCAAAACAUAUAAUCUACAUAACAAGAUAUCUAAUAAUAUAUUCCAGAAAUAUAAUCAUGGCAUAGCAGAUAGAUAUAAUAUAAGUAAUAAUCUCCAAGCAUUUUAGAAUAUAAGUGCGGUCGACAAAUAAAUCGUAGCCGUAAAUGUGUCUAAUAAUCACAUACAAUUUAAAACUAGUUUAAAAAGAGUUAUAAAUGUGCUAUCUCUAAUACUUAAUAUAAGUGCCAGUUCUAGCAGCACAAACUUAAUGUUAAAUUAGUUUGACUGUUCUGAAAACUAGUUUUAUCUCUGUCUAGCAUUUGGCGUUAGUGAAGGACGGCACUAAACUAUAAUAAAAAUAAGCGUUUUCAAUGUAAAAUGCUCGUAAAUCCUUAAAAAGUGUUAGGCCAUAAUAAUAAUGAGAAUGAGUGAGUUCUGUCUAUCCUUCGUGGAUACAGGCUUAACGCUAUUUUAUGUGUUAUCAUGAGUGAGCCGUGCGUGAGUGAUAUAAUAUUAAAAGCUAAAAUUAGAUUAAAAAUAUAAAGAUUUAUAACAAUAUUAAUAUUAAACACAUUUCCUCAUAUUUGUAUAACUCUCUCGUAAAUAAUAGUGUUGUCAGCAGUAAAAUUUGCGAGAUUAAGGUGUGAUUUUAUUUUAGCUUACAUAGCUAUUAAAAUGUAAUGUAUAAGUACUUAAUUCAAUAAAGAAAAUGUUGAGAAAACUAUUAGAUUUUAGUAUUAUACAAGAAAGUACACUCUGUAGAAACGUUUAUUGUUAAAAAGCUUAUCAACUACUUCUAAGGCACACAGUUUAGUUUUUCAGAUAAGACUCAUGCUAUAAAUUAAAAAAUCCUGCACUUACUUACCCGAGCAGCAAUUGAAGUUUACAAAACAUCUGUCCAUAUGUUUAUGUAUUAUAUUUAACAUCAGCUUCUUUU